Messenger RNA from Cavia porcellus (domestic guinea pig), 2760 nucleotides. It is a transcript of the gene Mmd, whose product is annotated as monocyte to macrophage differentiation associated. The transcript has 7 exons. Gene Ontology annotation, cellular component: membrane. Bases 217 to 1062 code for a protein of 281 amino acids. The record is from RefSeq and is a predicted model, not a curated record. Gene Ontology annotation, molecular function: pore-forming activity. NCBI's taxonomy places the organism in Eukaryota, Metazoa, Chordata, Mammalia, Rodentia, Caviidae.
GCUCCGGGGCGGGGCGCGGGCGCCCGGAGGCGGAGAAGCCGGGAGGCGGGAGGCGGGAGGCGGGAGGCGCCGGGGCCGUUUAAGCGGCCUCCCUCCCGCCCCCAGCCGCGGGUCUGGCCACGGCCCUGUCCCGACCCCCGCCGUGGCCCACUCCAGCGUUCCCUGGUCGAGCGGCUCCGCCAGGGUCGCGGGCGGCCUCCGGAGCAGCCCAAGCCCAUGAGGGCCGCGCGCCCCGCCGCCGGCGCUGACGAGACGGAGCUCCUGGCCCGCGCGGAGGAGCGGAGGAUCAAUGCGGUUCCAGAGCCGAUUCCAGCGGUGAGAGCGCGCGCACGCCUGCCGCGCCUGCGGGGAGCUGGUCUCCGGGCGCCUCGUUUCAUGAACCAUCGGGCCCCAGCCAAUGGCCGUUACAAACCAACUUGCUACGAACAUGCUGCUAACUGUUACACACAUGCAUUCCUCAUUGUUCCGGCCAUCGUGGGCAGCGCCCUCCUCCACCGGCUGUCUGACGACUGCUGGGAACAGAUAACAGCGUGGAUUUAUGGCAUGGGUCUCUGUGCCCUCUUCAUCGUGUCCACGGUGUUUCACAUUGUGUCAUGGAAAAAGAGCCACUUAAGGACAGUGGAACAUUGUUUUCACAUGUGUGAUAGGAUGGUUAUCUAUUUUUUCAUUGCUGCUUCUUACGCACCAUGGUUAAAUCUCCGAGAACUUGGACCACUGGCAGCUCAUAUGCGUUGGUUUAUCUGGCUCAUGGCAGCUGGAGGAACCAUUUAUGUAUUUCUGUACCAUGAAAAGUAUAAAGUGGUUGAGCUCUUUUUCUAUCUCACGAUGGGAUUUUCUCCAGCCUUGGUGGUGACAUCAAUGAACAACACCGACGGACUUCACGAACUCGCGUGUGGGGGCUUGAUUUAUUGCUUGGGAGUUGUGUUCUUCAAGAGCGAUGGCAUCAUCCCAUUCGCCCACGCCAUCUGGCACCUGUUCGUGGCCACGGCAGCUGCAGUACAUUACUACGCCAUCUGGAAAUACCUGUACCGAAGUCCCACGGACUUCAUGCGCCAUCUAUGACCGGUCUGUUCUAGGUCUCCAAACCAGUAUUAUCUCCAUUAUGGCACUGGGGAGUGGGGUAAGAGGUGAAAGUUGCACAGGGCUAGGGGGAACAGCUGCACUGACUUCCUUUAUAUCCUUUGAAAAUAAUUACUGUGAACAUGUAAAAGCUGUGUUCUGGGAUUUCUUUUUCUCCGCUCACAGCAAACAAAUAAGGUAGAGAAUUAAUUCUUCAUUCCAUCCCACUGUCAUGAAGGACUCUGGAUAGAUUAGGCCAGCUGAUGUUUACAAAGCAGACUUUUAUAUUUUAAUUUUACAGGUUUUACUACAUGAUUUUUCUAAAUUCCUAGGGGAGGCUAUAAAAGUCAGUGCAAUAAGAUAACUUCCUUUUUAAUAAAAAAAAAAAUCGUUUCUAUCACUUUCCCAUUCACUGUGUAAAGAAUCAUGGACAGGACUUACACUACUCUUUACCAUGUUUCAUCUUGGCAUAACAUGGUUAUUUUUUAAAUAGAAACUUUAGGUUUUUGUAAAUUUUUAAAAAAAACAAUUUCAUUGAAGCACAUCUCUGUGGUUCCUCCUUCAUGUUGUAAAUUUUUACAGCAAGCAAUCAACAUUCCACAAUUAUACCUCUUCUGAUAGUUUUAUUAAAUGUGGAGAAGUUGCCAAUUUUUAAAAACUAGUUUUCCAAACUUUUCUGCCAACCUCUAACUCUGAAUUCAGUGCUGUUUUCGGCCACAUACAGGACCUAGUUUGGUUUACGAGUGAUGGAAAAGUAUUUUGAUAUCAUUCACUUUUUCAAAAGAUCCAACUUUUCUCUAUGCCUUUGCCGUGGUUUUUUUUUUUUUUUUCAAGAUCUCUUUCGGUAGUGGGUGAAUAUUCCAUCUGUCUUACAGCAGUCUUGUUGGGGUGGCAUCUGCUGAGCAUUGUGAAUUGCAACGAAUAAUUAUUUUUUGCCUGUUUGGUGCACAGUGGUGAAGUCGUUGUCACCUGGCUUUCCAGUACCUGUUUGAUACUCAUUUUAAAUUGUGGAGCUAGAUGCACAAAUUCACAUUCCUGCUUUUCUUCUGCAUCUCUCAGUAUAUUGCUUUUUGAUUUUGUUUUUAUUUUGUCACAGGAAAAAAUAUUUAAAGCAUUGACAAAUAGCAACUCAUGUCUCUAGUCCAUGAGUUAUAUCCUGACUCAGUGGAGUGGUAUUUAUAUAUGUAUAUAUUAUUGUUUUGGUUUUUCCUCGUUGUCUUAUAUUAAGAUUGCCAUAUUAGUUGCUCUAUUGGUGUUUUUAAGAAAUGAAAUUACCUUGCCUUUAGUUCAGGCGCCUGUAUCGCCUGUUUUUCUAGUAAUGGGCUUCUCACUGGAAUUGUCAAUUAACAAUAAGCUUAUUAACUGAAAAUUUAAUACUUUUGUCUCUUUAAAAGAGAAUUUAUUUGAUGAGUAUGUUUAGAACUGUUUGGUGAGGUGUAGGGGAAUGAGGAGCAGAAGAAUUGACACUUUCAGUGAAUUCUUUAAAAGGCAAGGUACCCAGUGAUGACACCCAACCCCACCACCCCUGUAUGCAUGAUUCUGAACAUAGGGAUGCCUGUUUUAUUGUGGACGUUUUACUUUUAAUAUAUUAACUUUUUGUGGAUUUAUUGAAAAUCUGCUCAAAAUUAACACUGUCAAAACCACUAAAGUAUAUGUAUAAUAAUGUGCUGUAAACUGAAAUAAAAUUGUUACUUGGAUUUA